This is a messenger RNA of Cajanus cajan (pigeon pea), 1742 nucleotides long. Its product is annotated as Heavy metal transport/detoxification superfamily protein. The record is from RefSeq and is a predicted model, not a curated record. Gene Ontology annotation, molecular function: metal ion binding. Lineage: Eukaryota; Viridiplantae; Streptophyta; Magnoliopsida; Fabales; Fabaceae.
UUGAGAACUGGUGGAGAGGGAGAAGAGAAGAGUGAGUAGCUACUACAUCUACAACUAGCCGGUAAAAGAGAGAGAAUCUAUAAGUGUGAAGAAACUCACAUGCAACCCCUUUUACCGUUUGCAUUUGCACAAGGAGUUUUGGUUGGAAACAAAGGGAGAGAGAAAAGAGGGAGCGUGUUUCGUUCCAAACAGCACUGAAGAAAUGACUAAAGAAGAGGACUUUAAGCUCCUUAAAAUCCAGACUUGUGUUCUCAAAGUGAACAUUCACUGUGAUGGCUGUAAGCAGAAAGUGAAGAAACUCCUUCAGAGAAUUGAAGGUGUUUAUCAAGUUCAAAUAGAUGCAGAACAGCAGAAAGUUACAGUUUUAGGAAGUGUGGAUUCUGCAACUCUGAUCAAGAAACUCGUUAGAGCUGGUAAAUAUGCUGAACUCUGGUCUCAGAAAACAAACCAGAACCAAAAGCAGAAGAACAACAAUGCCAAGGAUGAGAAAAAUAAAGGGCAAAAGCAAGGACUCCCCAAGGGGAUUGAGGCCUUCAAAAACCAGCAUCAAAAGUUUCCUGCUUUUAGUUCUGAGGAGGAUGAAUACUACUUCGAAACCGAUGAGGAGGACGAAGAUGAAGACGAAGAGAUGCGGAUGCUCAGGGAGAAAGCCAUUCAGAUGAAAAUGCUCAAGCAUCAACCUCCCAAUGCAAACAAUGUGAGAAAAGGCAUGGGAAGCAUUUCAGCAGGUGCCAAUAAUGGUAAGAUGAACAAUGCUUGCAAUGCCAAUAGUGGUAAGAAAGGAGGUCCAAAUCAUAAUAUGGCUAUGAAGGACAAUCCUAAUGGGCUUGAUCAGAAAACCAUGGCAGCUCUUAAAUUAAACAAUGCCCACCUGAAUGGUGAAGGCCUUAACCUCAACCUUGGUGAAGCCAAAAGGGCCAAUGACAUUGGUGCUAUGAUGAAUCUAGCUGGUUUUCAUGGUAAUGGUGCAAAUGUUGGUAGUGCUACUGUUCUAGGUGGCAAUAAUUCCAAUGGUUUUGGAGGUUUUCCUGUUCAGUCCAAUAACAUGAUUCCAGGGUCUUCUGCAGCUUUUCCAAGUGGUGGUCUUGCUUCUGGCCAAUAUCCAUCUUCUCUGCUAAUGAACAUGAAUGGCUUCAAUAACCAUACAUCUCCAUCUCCUUUAAUGAUGAACAUGAACAUGCAGGCAAGGCAAGCCAUGCAGCAACAACCCCAGAUGAUGUAUCACAGGUCUCCUUUUGUUCCCCCCAACACUGGCUAUUACUACAACCACAGUGGCUACAGCCCUGCACAUUACUCCUACUCCUAUGGCUUGCCUAGUUACCCUGGUGGUGAUGAUCACACUGCAGCUCACAUGUUCAGUGAUGACAACACCAGCAGCAGCUGUUCAAUAAUGUAAUGAUAGGUUGUAGAGCCAAAAAAGUGAAAACAAAAGAAAAGAAAGCAAAAAAGGAUGGUGUUUGACCUUAAAGUCCCAUUUACUAAGCUAGUAUAGUGUUUGACUGUAAUUUGGUGGGGGCAUAUGAAUGUGUUAGGGAUGGAUGGAAGUGUGAGUUAGUGAAUCAUCAGUGUACUCUGUAGUGGUUGAGAUGAUGUUUGCCUUUAUUUUUAAAAAAAUUGUCCUUGGUUGUUCUGUCUCAUGAGUCAUGACUGGCUUUGUAUGAGAAAGUAGAUGAACAUGUGUUAUGCUAAAGUCCUAACUUUUUUCAGGCUAAAUAAAGUGGUAUAUGCAUCUAUUUAAGUAA